AGGUAGGACCUGGCGGGGGCGAUCACAGCGGUGUGGAGAGACGAGACGGAUUAUGCACCUGACGUUCUACGACGUGACUGUCAGCUUCUCGGACGAGGAGUGGAGAGGUUUGGACGGAUGGCAGAAGGAGCUUUACCGAGAAGUGAUGACGGAGAACCGCAGGAACCUCCUGUCGCUGGGAAUUCAGAUUCCGGACUCGGGUCGUUUCCGGGAGGUUGAAGAAGACGAGGGACCCGGCGGUGCCGGCGGCGUUCUGCCCGGAAUUCCGUUUGUAAACCUGAGCGGAGAGACGGCCGCGCCGCGCGAUCCCGGGGAGCAGAUCGUGCCCGCUGGCGGCCCCGUUAAUGAAAGUCAAGCUCGGCAAGAAUCCCCGACGGCUACUAAUCGAGACGGCAGCCGGAUUCUCGGUUCCAAGGAAAGCUCGACUCUCCAAGCACUUUUGUCGCAUUGCGCCAACUGCAGCCGCGCACUUCCCUGUCGCUGCAACAAAAAAGUGCCGGGGAGGAAAAAGCCCUUUAGCUGCAUCGACUGCGGCAAAGCCUACAACAAAGAGUCUUUCCUCAUCUUACACCAAAGGUUUCACCUGCAAGGAGGCGCCUACAAGUGUCCAUCGUGCCCAAAGAGCUUCGGGAAGCCCCGCCACCUGCACAGGCACCUGAGAACGCACGAGGAGCCCAAGGAGUUCAAGUGUAAGAAGUGCGGGGAGACCUUCGCCAGGAGGAAGGAAUUCACGGCGCACAGGAAGCUGCACCGGGCCCUGCAAUGUAAAGUGUGCGGGGAGACAUUCGCCGGGAGGAAGGAUUUCACGGCGCAUAGGAAGCUGCACCAGGCCCUGCACUGCAAGGAGUGCGGGGAGGUCUUCGAGACUCCAGCCCAACUAAAACUACACAAGACGGCGCACAAGAAGCUCCACGCCUGCUCCCGCUGCGACGUUUCAUUCAGCAGUAGAUCCGAUCUGAAGGUCCACGAGCGGGGCCACGCCGAGGAGACGGCGUAUAAGUGUUGCGCGUGCGCGAAUGUCUACGCAAGCAGAUCCAGUUACAGCAAGCACAGGAAAACCUGUCCGGGGCGAGCAGCGCCCAGCAACGUUUCGGACUGUGAUCCGGGUCAGGAGGAAGUCGGGGGCUCCGCUGCAGCCCCCAAAAUUACAGAGAAAAGCCCGGAUCUUCUAAGUGAGAAUCUCGGCGUGUCGGAGCCCGGCGUCCCACGGACAGAGCAGGGAGCGAAACCCGCAAAAGACGCUUUAAAUGCCCCUAAAACCUGCAAUAAAGAAUUCACAUCCAAGCCCCCCAAAAACACGGGGGCGAGACCCUCACCCGACCUUCACAAUUCUCCUAAAACCGCCGGUUCCUUCCCCGAAAAUAACCGGAUAGAAGGAAAUAAGCCGGAGCCGGGAAGCCGAGAGCAGAGGCUGCUGCUGCUGCAGCGAUCGAGUGCCGCUUCGCGUCCCGUGACCCCGCCGCCUGGUAAGAUCUAUAGAUGCAAAAUGUGCCAGAAAGGCUUCAGACACCGCAGAACGUUGAUCAGGCACCAGAGAGCCCACAACACGCGCUACGUGUGCCACACGUGUGGAAGGAGCUUCGUGAAACUCCUGGACGUCUACAUUCAUAGAAUCGUGCAUCAAGGGGCCCCGAAGCUCUACAGCUGCAGCUUCUGCCGCAAAGGCUUCAGUUUUAAAUCCCUGCUGCUCCUCCACCAAGAUACUCACGAUACGGAGGCUCCGUGCCCUGGGGACCCCGACCACCAAGCGCUCGCCGACCGCGGCCCACCUACGUCCCCCGCGGAAGAUGACGGCCCUUAUUACCAGUGUUCGUACUGCGACGCGUGUUUCACAGACGUGACGCGGCUCCUCCUGCAUCAGAACAUCCAUGAAGGCGAAGCCCGGAAGCCGCACGCCGCGGACGGCGAGAAACCGUAUCACCAGACGCUGAGAUACACGGAUUAUAUGACAGGCGGGUGGUCCGCGUUUUACAAGCCGGGGGGCACCGAUUAA
Molecule: messenger RNA, 1993 nt
Organism: Spea bombifrons (plains spadefoot toad)
Lineage: Eukaryota; Metazoa; Chordata; Amphibia; Anura; Pelobatidae
Product: zinc finger protein 135-like
Exons: 5
Coding region: 53-1993 (646 amino acids)
Biological process (GO): negative regulation of transcription by RNA polymerase II
Molecular function (GO): DNA-binding transcription repressor activity, RNA polymerase II-specific
Source: RefSeq, a predicted model, not a curated record